This is a messenger RNA of Alternaria metachromatica, 2838 nucleotides long. RefSeq lists its product as uncharacterized. The transcript has a single exon. Lineage: Eukaryota; Fungi; Ascomycota; Dothideomycetes; Pleosporales; Pleosporaceae. Bases 1 to 2838 code for a protein of 945 amino acids. Gene Ontology annotation, molecular function: protein binding. The record is from RefSeq and is a predicted model, not a curated record.
AUGAACAAUGGUAUCAUGGUAGGCCAGAACUUCGGAAAUAUCAACCAUGAGUCCGGAUGCCAUACCGAUGAGCAGCGAUUCGACAAAUGUACCAAAGCGCUCUGGGUAACAGACCCUGAUAUCGACCGCGAUUAUGUCGUGAACACCAAGGGUAGCCCCGUUUCUGGCACAUGCGACUGGAUCUGGCAAGACCGCACUUUCUCGGAUUGGUUGAAUGGGUCAUCACCCAGAACACUAUGGAUCGCAGGUGGACCUGGAAAAGGCAAAACAAUGAUUUCGGUUCAUGUCACCGGCUUGCUCGAGGAACGAUGCAAUGUUCACAAUCAAGUCUUUGCAUACUUCUUCUGCGACCAUCGGGAUACGAAUCGCAAUUCUGCAUGUGCAAUCCUCCGCACUCUGAUAUAUCAAAUCAUCGAGCAAAAACGAAGUCUGCACAGCAAGAUCUUCCCUUACUUUCAGGAGGAUCGGAGAGCGAUGGCUACGAUACAGUCGCGCGAUGCCCUUUGGCGGAUCGUGACCGAGCUACUGCACGAGGAGGAGCUUGGAAGUCUGGUGUAUUGGAUCGACGGGCUUGACGAGUGCGAUGACGACACAGCUCGUUGGAUGGCACAGGAGUUGUCCAGCCUUCAUACCGACAGCUCCGGCAAUGUUUUGAGAGACGUGAAGGUUUUGGUUGCGAGUCGUAAUAUCGCAAGCAUGAAAUUUUCGUCCAAGAUCGACCUAGACACCAUACAAAACCCGGGCUACAACGAGAGCAUCACCAGAUUCAUCGAUACGCGAGUAGCUGAUAUGGCAGAUCAGGUGCCGGGCUGCACACUAGCGCUCCAGAAUCAAGUCAAAGAAAGCCUGCAGUCACGCUCGGGUAAUUCGUUUCUUUGGAUUGGUUGCGUAAUGGGCGAACUUUCGGUCAAGGAGACGCCUACGGAGAUCGAGAGUUCGCUAGCCGAGUUUCCUACCGGACUUUGCCCGCUCUACAACCGACUUCUUCACCAAGUACGCUCAAAACCGCAGUAUCGCUCAGAUUGUAUCAAGCUGCUGCAUUGGGUAGCACAAGCGAUGAGACCGAUGAGCUUGGCUGAGCUAGCAGCGGUGCUGGACAUCGAUGGGUCCGAUACCAUAUCAGUAGAGCAAAGACUCAGUGAUCGUAUCACAUGGUGCAAGUCUUUGCUUAUCGUCAGACAUGUCGCUGACACUAUUCAAGCGCCUACGGUCGAUUUGGUCCACUACUCAUUGAAGGAACAUCUGUUUGAGUCGAGCGGGGGGGAUAACGCUGCCGACAUUCAGCCCUUUUUCUGUCAAGCAGAUGCAAUACACCACCAAAUCGCGCUUACGUGCCUGGAUUAUCUCUACAAUAAUCUCUCUAAUGAAGAGUAUUGGUUCUACGAUGAUGGAGCUAUGAAUGCGCGACUUCCGCUAGUAUCAUACGCCACGGUAUACUGGCCAAACCAUGCGAGGCUCAUCGGAAAAGACCUGGCUAUGGAUCUCUUGGACAGCAGAAUCGAUACCUUCUUCAAAGAAGGUGGCAUGGCAUAUACCAGCUGGUGGUGGUCAUUCCGAAUGGCAACGAGCCCUUCGUUGAAACAGGAACUGCCUGUUAAGUUCGCUGAUCCCGAAAUAGCCCCCUACAGCAAGGAGCUAGAAACCGUCCCUCCAAUGCAUCUUUCGGCAGCUCUAGGCGUGCUGCCAUGGAUGGUGUCCUUUUCUACCGUUCCAGAUAUGCCACGUUCCGAUGUCGUGAACCUCUUAGGUCUACGAGGGCAAUCACCACUAAAUCACGCUACCCAGAGAGGUCACAAAGACGCGAUCGCUUGGCUGUGUGAUCAGGGCGCAACCAUAGACGAUAAAUCAGUCUUUACCGCUGCCGCUGAGGGUCAUACUAGCGUCCUCAAGUAUCUCCUUGAUCGUGGAGGUAGCCCAAACGUCAGAGCAUGCAAUAUCUGGACUGGAAAAAGCGAAGAAGAAACAGCACUCUGGGAUGCGUGUGGUCAAGGUCUCGAAGACGUUGUGCAUGUCCUACUAGAUGCCGGAGCUGAUACAGAUGCACUCAGUCUACCAUCAUGCUUGUAUGAGGCUUUCGGAGUUCCUACGCCUGCCUUCGUUGCAGCCUGCUUUGGAGGCAGUCUGAAGCUUGUAGAGACCUUGUUAUCCCGAACCAAAGACCUGCAUCUUUACCUGGAUUACGGCUUAGAAUACGCGAUUGGGUAUGGCCAUGAAGAUGUGAUUCGGUUUCUCCUACCAAGAAUUAGCACGGUUGGUCAUCAAAGCGAGCGAGAAAAGAGGUUCCUGUAUUUUGCCCUAGCCUCUAACGUGUCUUCAUCGAUCGUCGAGCUCUUAUUGGAUUCUUUCCGUUCGAGCGCAGACUUGGUGGUUCGCUUGCACAACGAUGGAUCAUCCUCGAGAAUGAUCGAAUUGGCAUUCCUUCUCAAGAGCCACGAGACUCUGCAGAUGUUGCUGAAGAGGGGUGCCAUGCCGACGACUAAGAUGCUGCGCAUUGCUACCGAGACAGACGACGCAAGCCUUCUCGAACUCUUCCUGCAACGAGAUGUUGACAUGAGCAUGUCUCUUCAUAUUGCGGCCAAGCACGGUUCUCUUCAAGCUGCGAAGUUGCUGGUCGCAAAAGGAGUAGCGAUCAAUGGUACUAAUGGACAAAAGAAGACACCACUCAUCAUCGCGGCUGAAAAUGGCUUUGCAAAGGUUGUGGAGAUGCUUCUCGAGAACGGAGCCAGCUCCAAGACCAAGGAUAAGGGGGGCAAGAAUGCCCGCAUGAGAGCUGAAGCAGGAGGCCAUGCAGGUGUGGUUCAGGUCAUCGAUGACUGGGCUCUCAGGGCGAAGAAGUAA